Plasmodium yoelii is the source of this 2388-nucleotide messenger RNA. RefSeq names its product conserved Plasmodium protein, unknown function. The coding region runs from base 1 to 2388 and encodes 795 amino acids. The transcript has a single exon. Gene Ontology annotation, biological process: Golgi to plasma membrane protein transport; protein localization to organelle; intracellular protein transport. The record is from RefSeq and is a predicted model, not a curated record. Gene Ontology annotation, molecular function: GTPase activity; GTP binding. Gene Ontology annotation, cellular component: Golgi apparatus. Lineage: Eukaryota; Apicomplexa; Aconoidasida; Haemosporida; Plasmodiidae.
AUGUUUUCUCUAUUAAAGUCUUAUUUUUCUAAUUCUGGAAAUCAGAAAGAAUUGAGAAUUUUAAUUAUUGGUGAAGGCGGUUCAGGAAAGACAAGUUUAUUUAAUCUAAUAGCAAAUUAUCACAAUAAAAGUAAAUAUGAUAUAAUAAAUACACAAUAUUUAAUAAAUGGUAAUAAUGGUAGUUGCCCGCUUGGGUUUAAUACAAAAAAAAUAUGUGUAAAUAAAAGGAAUUUACAAAUAUAUGAUAUAGAAGGAACCGAAACCAAUACUAUAAAUAUUCAUGAUUGCUAUUAUGAUGAUACGGAUGUUAUAUUUUAUGUAAUUGAUGCAAAAUGUGAAUGUAACAUAUUUAAAUUGAUUAUAUACUUAUGUUAUCUAUGUACAAAUGGAAUUAAUAGCAUAAAAAAAAAACAAAAAAGGAAAAAGGAAACAGAAGAAUGUCAAGAUGAAAAAAAUGGUGUAGAAGAUGAUAAGGUAUUUAUAAAACCAAUUAUUAUAUUGGCAAAUAAAUCAGAAGAAUUCUCAUAUUAUUCUUCACCUUGCAUAUACAAUUAUAUAAGGUCUUUAGAUAUAUAUGAAAAUGAAAAGUUUAAGAAUUUUUUUUUAUCGAAUGAUAAUAUAUAUUUAAAUGAUUAUUUAUGUUUAUUAUAUAAAAGGGUAGUUGAAUUAUUUAUUGUAAAUAAUACUCCACUGGAAAAGUUUAUAUUAAAAGAAAAUGACGAAAAAAGUGAAAUUAAAAAAGAAGCUAUGAUAAAUAAAUUCAAUAAAAUUAUAAAUAAUAUCAAGCUUAAUAAUAAAAGUUUUAUAUCUAGCGACGAGUUGGAAAAUAAUGAAAUAUUGUCAAACAUUAUGAAAGAUAUAAUUAAUAAACAAAUAAAUAAUUAUAAGCAUGUAUCAUUAGAAGUAUAUAAUAUUAGUGUAUUAAAAAAUAAAGGAGUAUAUGAUGUUAUUGAAACAGUUUUUUUAAAAUAUUGCGAAAAAAAUACGAAUACAAAUGAAACAAGGAUUCAUGAUGUUAAUUCUAAUAAUGUAAAUAUAACGAAAAGCAAUCAAAAUUAUAAAAAAUUAGAUGGAAAUCCUUUUGUAGCAUCAAAUUCACUUAUGAAUAGUAAUGUAAAUCAAAAAAAUGAAACAUUAUUUGAAUAUAAAAAUAAUUUAAAUGAACAAAAACAUACAUAUGGGAAUGAUGCAUAUAAAACUGAUCACGCAAACACUCAAAAAAUGGAUAAUAAAAAAGAACUAGAUAUGAAUCCACAUAAUAAUAGUAGUAAUAAGUUAUCCAGUUUAUAUAAUGAAAAUAAUUCAAAUGUUUAUAAUAGUGUAAUAUACUAUAAAAAUAAAUCAAAAAAACUAAAUUUUUAUGGAAACAAUAAAGAAUGUAUACUAUACGAAAAUAAUAAACACGCAGUUAACAUAUUUAUAGAACAUAUACAACAUACAUGUUUUGGAAAAAAUACAUAUGAAAAUAUUGCUGAUAGCAUAAAUUUUUUUAAUAUGAAAAAUAAAGAAUUAAAAGAUGAAAUUCUUGCAUCCGAUGAAAUAGAAAAACACGAAAAAAAUACAUGUACAAAACAAUUACAGGAUUCUGGAUAUAGCGAUAUUCCUAUUUAUGAGAAAAUGGAGACAAUAGAUGAUGAAAAUUUGGUUAUUCCUAAAGAAUAUAGCCAAGAAAAAUCAUUAUUUUGUGAAAAAAAAGAAAAUAUGGAGAACUAUUCAAUUGAUAAAGCUGAAAAUAGAGACACAGAAAUGGAAGAAAAACUGUCUUCUUUAAAUGAACCAGAAAAUGAAAAAAUAUAUAUUAACAGUUCUGAAACGAUGGAAAUUAAGAAUGAUAAUGAUGAUACAUUAUAUGAUGGAAGAUCACGGUUUUUGGAGAAAGGAAUAAAUCAAAAUGAUUAUAAGAAUUUGUUACAUAUUGAAACAAAAGACGAAACAGAUUUUCUCAAUGGAGGCGAUGAAAACAAUUCUUCUUUUGAAAUGGAUAAAUCAAAUUAUGAUGAUAAUAAAAUUGAGCAUAAAAAUAAAAAAAAUGAAAGAAUAAAAAAUUCAUCUGAAGAUGUAAUAACAUAUAAAGAAUCUUUAAGUUUUGAAAAUUGCACGAAUAAUAUUUCUUAUACUGAUUAUUCUUCAAAUGAAGAAAAUGGUAACAACCAUUUUACCCAACCUCAGAAUGAAUUUAAAGAAAACAUAAAUAAAGGGGAAGACACCCAAAAUUAUGUAUAUAAAUCAAAAAUUAAUAAAAAAAGAUAUUCAUGUAUCAAAAAAAAAAAAAAAGAAACAUUUUUGCAUAAUGCAAAUUCCAAUGAUGCAGGGUCAUAUUCUAGUGAUUCACUUGAAGAUACUAAUUUGAUGAAUGUUAUGUGCAUUGAUUCGCUGAAAGAAAUUUAA